UUCACAGGAUCCAGCAGUCACUGAAGUCCAGCUCUUUCGAAGAGAAGAGUUCAGAUAAAUUAUCUUAUAAGAUCUCAAAAAAGUCUCUCCUGCACAAUCUGAAGAAGCUGAAGAAGAAGGAGUUGAAACAGUUUCAGAGCCAUCUGAGUCAGGAUUGCCCGGAAUGCCUGAAAAUUCUGUCUGAAGAUCCUUCUAUACUGGAUAAGUUUAUGAAGAUCAAUAAAUUAUUUGAGAGUCAUCAAAUUGCUGAUUACCCAGGAUGCAUUGAGAGAGAACAGGAAGAUUCUGAGGCUGUGUACACAGUUGAGAAGAUGCUGGAGACCUGUGGCAGUAAGAGGUCUCUGAAGAUCACACUCCACAUCCUGAGGAACAUGAAGCGGAAGGAUCUCACCGACUCACUGGAGAGAGAUGAGCUCAACGAAUCCAUAAAAAGAGCCCAGCAGGCACUGAAAACUCAUCUGAAGAAAAAGUUUGAAUGCAUAUUUGAAGGUUUAGCAAAACAGGACCACCCAACCCUCCUGAAUGAGAUCUAUACAGAGCUCUACAUCACAGAGGGGGGAAGUGGGGGGGUUAAUAAUGAACACGAGGUCAGACAGAUUGAGACAGCAUCCAAGAGACAAACCACACAAGAGACUGCAAUCCUCUGCAAUGACAUCUUUAAGCCUUUACCUGGACAAAAGAAACCCAUCAGAACUGUGCUUACAAAGGGCAUCGCUGGCAUUGGGAAAACCGUCUCUGUGCAGAAGUUCAUUCUGGACUGGGCAGAAGGAAAAGCCAAUCAGGACAUUGAUUUCAUCUUCACUCUUCCUUUCCGAGAUCUGAAUUUGAAGAAGGAAAAAGCAUUUAGUCUGAUGCAACUUCUACAGCACUACUUUCCACAAGUGAAAGAGAUCAAAAAUGUUGAAGGUGAUGAAGUCAAAGUUUUAUUUAUCUUUGAUGGUCUGGAUGAGUGUCGACUUUCUCUAAAUUUCCGAAGCAAUAAGAAGUGCUGUGAUAUAACAGGGUCAUCAUCAGUGGAUGUGCUGCUGACCAACCUCAUUAAGGGGAAUCUGCUUCCCUCUGCUCUCCUCUGGAUCACCUCCCGACCAGCAGCAGCCAAUCAGAUCCCCCCUGAGUGUGUCCACCAGGUGACAGAGGUACGAGGGUUCAGUAACCCACAGAAGGAGGAGUACUUCAGGAAGAGAAUCAGAGAUCAGAACCAGGCCAGCAGAAUUAUCUCACACAUAAAGUCAUCCAGGAGUCUCUACAUCAUGUGUCACAUACCAGUCUUCUGCUGGAUUUCUGCUACUGUUCUGGAGACAAUGUUUGGUGAAGUAGAGAGUAGAGAUAUGCCCAAAACUCUGACUGAAAUGUACACACACUUCCUGCUCAUUCAGACUCAUGUGAAGAAUCAGAAGUAUCGUGGCACCAAUGAGACAGACCCAAAGAUGUCAGCAUCAGAUACCAAAAUAAUCCUGAAACUGGGGCAGCUGGCUUUUCUACAGCUGGAAAAGGGUAAUCUGAUAUUCUAUAAAGAGGACCUGAAAGAGAGUGGCAUUGAUGUCAGUGAAGCUUCAGUGUACUCUGGGGUGUGCACAGAGAUCUUUAAAGAGGAGUGUGGGUUGUAUCAGGAGAAGGUCUACUGCUUUGUGCAUCUGAGCAUUCAGGAGUAUCUGGCUGCCUUGUUUGUGUUUCAUUCAUGUGUAAAUGAGAACAGAAAUGUACUCAGAGCAGAAGAAUCAGAACCUCACAGUGACAGAGUGGAGCUGUCUGAGUUACACAGGAGUGCAGUGGAUCAGGCCUUAUUGAGUAAGGAUGGACACCUGGACCUUUUCCUCCGAUUCCUUCUUGGCCUCUCUCUGGACUCCGUUGAGACUUUCUUAAGACACAAAACAAAUCCUGUUGUUACAUUCUUUAAAAGACUGUUGACACAGAAAGAGAAAAAGACAGAAAGCAGAUCAGAGAGCAUUGAAAAAACAGUCCAGUACAUUAAGGAGAGGAUCGGAGAGGAAUCUUCAGCAGAGAGGACCAUCAAUCUGUUCCACUGUCUCUAUGAACUGAAUGACAACUACCUAGUGCAGGAAAUCCAGAAUUCCCUGAGAUCAGGAAAACUUUCUGAUAAAAAGCUGGAACCAGACCAGUGUUCAGCUCUGGCCUUUGUGUUACUGAUGUCAGAGGAGAUCCUGGAUGAGUUUGACUUGAAGACCUACAACACAUCAGCAGCAGGUCAUCAGAGACUGCUACCAGUAAUCAGGAGCUGCAGGAAGGCCAAACUGAACAGCUGUCACCUCACAGAGAAGUCCUGUGAUAUUGUGGCCUUAGCUCUCCGGUCAUCAAACUCACCCCUGAGAGAUCUGGACCUCAGCUACAAUUACCUGGGAGAUUCAGGAGUGAAGCUGCUCUGUGCUGGACUGAUGAGUCCAAACUGUAAACUACAGAGACUGGGACUGAACAACUGUAAACUCACGCAGAAGUGCUGUAAUAUUGUGGCCUCAACUCUCCAGUCAUCAAACUCACCCCUGAGAGAUCUGGACCUCAGCUACAAUAACCUGGGAGAUUCAGGAGUGGAACUGCUCUGUGAUGGACUGAUGAGUCCAAACUGUAAACUGCAGAGACUGGACCUCAGCUACAACAACCUGGGAGAUUCAGGAGUGAAGAUGCUCUGUUCUGGACUGAGGAGUCAAAACUGUAAACUACAGAGACUGGG
This is a messenger RNA of Anguilla rostrata (American eel), 2686 nucleotides long. Its product is annotated as protein NLRC3-like. The transcript has 5 exons. Gene Ontology annotation, biological process: intracellular signal transduction. The annotation marks the transcript as partial. NCBI's taxonomy places the organism in Eukaryota, Metazoa, Chordata, Actinopteri, Anguilliformes, Anguillidae. The record is from RefSeq and is a predicted model, not a curated record. Gene Ontology annotation, molecular function: protein binding.